Triticum dicoccoides is the source of this 1646-nucleotide messenger RNA. RefSeq lists its product as uncharacterized. The record is from RefSeq and is a predicted model, not a curated record. Gene Ontology annotation, biological process: asymmetric cell division. The transcript has 3 exons. The coding region runs from base 174 to 1328 and encodes 384 amino acids. NCBI's taxonomy places the organism in Eukaryota, Viridiplantae, Streptophyta, Magnoliopsida, Poales, Poaceae.
GCAACAGGCGCGCGACGACGUGUCCCGCGUCCACACCGUACCAACGCCACUCCCGCUGCCGCCCGCCCACGCUUCGCUGCUUUUCUCCACACGCCACGCCGGCCGUCCUGCCCAUCCUCUGCUCUCUAUCUCACUUCCUCUCUCUCAGCCUCUCUCCGCCAAGAUCGUGCUCAAUGGCAUCAGCGGUAGGGGGCGGCAUUGACGGAGCAGCGGGGACGACCAAGAAGAAGAAGAGAAUCUCCGACUGCCUCGUCGACAGCGACGGCGGAGACGAGGUGGCGGUGGACGCCGCCAUGCCGCCCUCGCCGCCUUCCCCCGGGACGCCGCGGCUGCGCAUCCCGAUGUUCACCUGCGCGCGGCUCCGGUUCGUCAGGCUCGGCAGGAAAGGCGGCGGCGGGCGGAAGGAUCAGGUCGCCGCCGAGAAGAGCGAGGCCGCGUCGACCGACUCCUCAGCAGCAGGAUGGAAAGCGGCGACCAGCGGUGCGUCAUCGACGGAAGCGGCCGGCAUGGGGCUGAGCCUGCUGUUCCUCCUCGCCAAGACCUGCGUCGAGCUAAACAAGAUGGCCGAGGUGCGCGCUGAGAUGGAGGGGCUCCUACGGGAGAUGAGGGACCAGCUGGUGGUCAGGACGACGAAGGUCGCCACGACGACUGAUUCGCCGUGCCAGUGCCACGCUUCGUCCAGUACGCGCACGGACGGCCAAGGCGCCGGCGCCACCUCUUCAUCUUCUCCCGAACCGGCGCGUCGCCGCCAUUUCCGUCGUGAUAGGCGUGCUGGACGGAAACGAAGAGACGGGCCGUUCUACGCGCUGACAGGAAACCGGCUGUUCGACCUCGACCGAGAGCCGUGUGGCCAUGCUGCCGCCUCCUCGUCUGCCAUGGAGACCGCGAGCGGCGCGAGCGAGACGUCGUCUGAAGUGGAGAACCCUACGAGCUCGAUGGCCGUGGAUGUCGCUGGGGCGCAGUUGCAGCUCAACUGCCGCACCGAGCAAGGAACACCCGAGUCGUCGGACGGGGAGUCGUUCAUCGAGCUGGACGGGGGAUUCGGAGCUGGAGCCGGGAGAGGCGGCUACAGUGCGAGGCGAAGGCGAGAUUCAGAGGAUGGACACGAGGAGGAGGAGCGCGGUGACGAGGGAGUGCCGGCAGUGGAGCUGGAGAGGCGGCUGCAGGAGCUCCUGCACCGGAGGAGCCGGGAGCGGAUCGAGGAGCUGGAGGCGUCGCUGAGGCGCGCGGAGAGAAAGGUCAUGGAGAAGGAGAUGGAGGCGCGGCUGUGGAAGGACACCGCGAAGCUGGCGCUGCAGCCGGGCACGCGCGGCGGUACGGGGCAGUGAUCAAUAUCGACCGUACGUAGUACGUACCUCGUGCGACAGUGAGUAGUGAAUCCGGUGCAUUUCCGAAUCUAGGCGAGUGCCCGAACGUGCUCUGUACAUGCUGCACACGUGCACGGGUAAACGGGAAAAGCUUAGGUCCAGCUGACUCCUGGCUGAUGAUGUAUAUACUUGGUGCUGGCGGGUAUACUGCAGAAAGAUCUUUUAAAGAACUUUUUGUUUAGUUCAGCUAAGUGCUGAUCGACAGUUACUUUUUUUUACUUUAGCUUAUGUGAUGUGACAUAAUGUGUAUCACUGGAGACAUGUUGGGUUUGCAAGUCU